Larimichthys crocea (large yellow croaker) is the source of this 1598-nucleotide messenger RNA. Its product is annotated as hyaluronidase-4. Gene Ontology annotation, biological process: hyaluronan catabolic process; carbohydrate metabolic process. NCBI's taxonomy places the organism in Eukaryota, Metazoa, Chordata, Actinopteri, Sciaenidae. The record is from RefSeq and is a predicted model, not a curated record. The transcript has 3 exons. Gene Ontology annotation, cellular component: acrosomal vesicle. The coding region runs from base 1 to 1317 and encodes 438 amino acids. Gene Ontology annotation, molecular function: hyalurononglucosaminidase activity.
AUGAUGGACUUCCUGUCCUGCCUCGCCUUCUGUAUUAUCGGAUCUAUCAAUGCCAUCAAUCCAGUGCCACCAACUGAGCCACCACUGAUCCAAGACCACCCCUUUGUUGUUAUAUGGAAUGCCCCUAUCACCCACUGUCAACAACUUGAAAUCCCAUUGGACUUCGCUGCCUUCAAGGCAGUAAGCACACCCGCUGCGGUGCCUGAUCAGUUCGUCACUAUGUUCUACGAGAACCGCCUUGGCCUCUACCCUAAGUUUGACAAUGAUACACACAAUGGUGGAGUCCCGCAAAAUGGGAACCUAAGAGGUCAUCUGUCCAAGGCCCGUAGUCAGAUUCAUUACUACAUCUCCCAGAAGUCCUCUCAUGGGCUGGCUGUCAUUGACUGGGAGUCCUGGCGCCCCCUAUGGGACCAGAACUGGGGAUCAAAGCGUAUUUAUCAAAAAUUGUCCAUCAGUCAGGCCCGGCAGAUCGCUCCAUCAUCAAAUAUUAUAUCCCAACUGGCAAAACAACAGUUCCAAGAGGCUGGGUGGCGCUUCAUGGAGAAGACCAUUCACCUCGGCAUCAGCCAGCGUCCAAACCGCCGCUGGGGCUUCUACCUCUUCCCUGACUGCUUCAACUAUGGGUGGGAGAAGCCUGACUACACAGGGGAGUGCUCCAUGAAGACCCAAAACCAGAAUGACGAGAUGAUGUGGCUGUGGGAGUGCAGCACUGCCCUCUUCCCCUCCAUUUACCUCCCCAAAAGUCUGAUGAACUCCCCCAAGACUAAGCUCUUUGUCCGCAACCGUGUUCAGGAAGCACUGAGGGUAGCCACACUGCCGAAACAUCCAUACACAAUGCCAAUCUAUGUCUUCUCCAGGCCACUCUACCGUGGCCAGACCGAGACGUUCGAGAGCAAGAUGGACCUGGAGAACACUGUUGGAGAGUCUGCAGCUCUGGGAGCUUCAGGGGUCAUAAUGUGGGGAGCAACCAACGACUACAAGAGCAAGGCUGCCUGUAAGUCUCUGUCCGAGUACCUGACAUCCACCCUCAACCCGUACAUCGCCAAUGUGACAGCAGCUGCCAUGCUCUGCAGUGAGGUCUUGUGCCAGGGGAAGGGCCGCUGCAUCAGGAAGAGCUACAACUCCCCCCACUGCCUGCACCUGAAUCCAGCGAACUUCUGUAUCAAACAAGUUGACGGGAAGUACGUGGCGACUGGUCAGCCGUCUGCUGCUGACCUGCAUGCCUGGGCUGAAAACUUCACCUGUCAAUGCUACGCGGGGUGGAGCUGUUCACCUCAUUUGGUGCGUCCAGCUGAGAUCAAAACCAUCUGGAUUUAAUCUGUUUAUGGUUUUCAUAAUUAUGCCCGAUUGCAUUGUUCAGUCAUUAACACAACUAAAACAUUUUUUUUGUUUGAAAUGUGACAACAACAGAAAAGAACUUAACUCUGUUGAAUUUGUUGAUAGAAUUCUCAUUUCAACUCUGAGAAAAAAAUAUUCUGACUGAUGACGACUAAAUGAGGUAUGAAUUUUUGGGGGGUUUCUGGAUUUGUUUUUUUGAUUUUGGUUUUCUUAACAGGUGCCUAAGCCUAUCACACUGAACUCAGCCCCAGACUAGUCAU